Messenger RNA from Triticum urartu, 697 nucleotides. NCBI's taxonomy places the organism in Eukaryota, Viridiplantae, Streptophyta, Magnoliopsida, Poales, Poaceae. The record is from RefSeq and is a predicted model, not a curated record.
AGAUCUGUCUGAAACAAGGGCAUGGGUGAUCGUUUUCUGAAGACCCAAAACUUUCCACACUUCUUUAGCUCGCAAGUCUUCAGCUUCGUUUUUGAACUCAGACUUGAUUGAAUAAACGAAAGGCAACAAUUCCAACUAAAACAAGCGAAAUCCCGCUUAGGCCCUUAAAAUUACCAACAAUCAGCAUUUAUCCAAUGGUCGCCAUCGCCACCUCCUUCUCCGCCGCCGCCGCCGUCGCCGUCGCCCGCCGGAGCUCCCCGGCUCACCUCCAGCUCGUCGCUCGCCGCCGCCUCCCGUUCUGCACCGCUGCCUCCUCUUCCUCCGCGCCACCUGCUGCUGCGGCGGGCUUUGGGUGGGCCGACGCCCUCCGAGUUGCCAGCGAAUUCGGGGUCGGCGAUGAGUCCGACCUUUCGGGGUACUUCCGGAAGGUCGACAUCUGCAACCGAGGAAUGGGUGAUAAGGGGGAGUUUGUGGAGUUCAUGGUUGAGGAUCAAGUGGUGGGAUACAUCCACAAGGGGUGAGUGUAGCGGGAUCAACAUCUGCUCUUUAGUUUUCUCUGUGUAACAUCUACUCCGAGAACAAAUUUUAUCGAGGAAACAAUAGUGGAGCAACACUCGCCUGCAGACAAGUUGAACAAUAAUAUGUGUGUUCCUUCUUGUGUUAUCCCAAAUCCUGUGAUUUGUUCUCCUGUAUUUUC